Molecule: messenger RNA, 1334 nt
Organism: Siniperca chuatsi (mandarin fish)
Lineage: Eukaryota; Metazoa; Chordata; Actinopteri; Centrarchiformes; Sinipercidae
Gene: mespba
Product: mesoderm posterior ba
Exons: 2
Coding region: 354-1130 (258 amino acids)
Biological process (GO): heart morphogenesis; regulation of transcription by RNA polymerase II; mesoderm formation
Cellular component (GO): nucleus
Molecular function (GO): protein dimerization activity; RNA polymerase II cis-regulatory region sequence-specific DNA binding; DNA-binding transcription factor activity, RNA polymerase II-specific
Source: RefSeq, a predicted model, not a curated record
CCCUGUCCCUUAAACAUGUGCAAAAUGCAUCUGGGUUGCUUGCAGGGGCACAACCCCAAAAAGCAAAAACUGUUUAUUGUUUUGAGCAGGAGUCAAAAUUCACACUCCUGUAGCUGAACUUUCCCAGACACAGAGGAGAGGGAGAGGUACAAGGUCCCAGUGAAGGAGUGUGUGUGUGUGUGUGUGUGUGUGUUCAGGGGCCUCUGCCUUAGUGAUGGUUUGUGAGAAUCUGCGGAGGUGUCACUUCACACCUCUGUGGCCUGGCCUGGACUUAUAAACCAGUGCAACAGAGCUGAGCAGCACUCACAGCCUCCCAGUCUCUCCAGUCAGACCACCGAGACCCUCCACACAACAUGGAUACCUCUGUCCCUCUGCUCGACUACGACCUGCAGUACCAGUGGUGCUCCGACUCGGACCUCUCUAGCAUCUCCUCACUAGAAACCCUCUCCCCUGUGCCGUCUAUGGACUCCAGCCUCUCUCCGUCCUACCAGCAGCUGCCACAGUCCACUCCUAAGGCAGCUAAGACUGGAUAUUCCCAGACCCUCAAAUCCUUGCCCUGCUCCCUGUCUGGACGUGGCCGGAAGACGGGCCGAGCCGCCCGGAUCCGCAGCAAGCAGAGGGAGAGCGCCAGCGAGAAGGAAAAGCUGAGGAUGAGGGAUCUGACCAAGGCUCUGCAUCACCUCAGGUCCUACCUCCCGCCCUCGGUGGCCCCCGCCGGACAGACUCUGACAAAGAUAGAGACUCUCCGCCUCACCAUCCGCUACAUCUCCUACCUGUCGGCCCAGCUGGGCCUCAGCGAGGAGGUGCUGUUUCAGAGGAGGGAACAAGGAGACACCUCGGCCAGUGACACCUCCUCACCUGACAUCCUCAGCUACUUCCAACACGGCCCCAUGGGAGGACAGGAGGCCCAGCUGCAGAACCAGAGCCUGUACACAGCUCAGUGUCACAGCCAGAACACCAUGCUGCAUUCUGGGAGCUGCGGUUUUGGAAUGGAUCGGUACAUUGAAGAACCUCAGAGAGACAUGAGCAUGGAUACCAUCCUGCAGUCACCUCCAGCAACACAGCCCUCCUGUCAGAUGUGUGGCAAAGACUUCUGCAUGCCGUUGGUUCCCAGAGAGUACUGGGGUUAAACACUCCAACACUGCGCCAUCAUCAUCCAACAACAGACACAAACUACUUCUCUGUUUUUACUGACUCACUGUGAAACGAGUAAUUUAUUUGAAAUAUAUAUGCUAUUCUACAUUUUAUUUAUUUUGUCCUGUGAAAUGUUCCAUGUAAAUAUCGAUAUGUCUAACAACUAUUUUUAUAUUUCUUUAUACCACUAUUUAUAAUAA